GAUGGAGCUUACUUCGGAAGAGGCGCAGCAACGCGUCUCUCUUAUGGGAGCUCAUGUUAAGGCGUUGUCUAAAUUUUUUCAAACCUUUUCUAUACCGACUGAGAACAGCGAUAGUGAUUCUAUACCUCUUGUUUGGGGCGAUCAUCGCUACAUGAACCAGCUGCAAGAGAUUAAGAACCGAAAGAGUAAUAUUUUGAGGGUGUACCUUGAUGACAUACGGCAGCACUUCCUGAAGGAUACGAAUGAACACCAAGUUUACGAGGGUCUGAUGCUCAAUGCAUAUCGUUAUUUAGAACUCAUGUACGCGGCCGCUGAUGCGUGUCUAGAAGGCAUUGAACGGAAUGUUGAAGAGCAUGAUCCUUACAGGUUAAGUCCUGGUCGUCAUAACCAGAAUCCCGAUGUUCUGGACUCUGUGGAUGAAUUAAGGGAGCGUCGAAUGAAGCAGAGCAAGUUGCCUGUUUAUCUGUACUCCAAUUUUGAAAUUUGGCUCAUUCCCGGUUCAUCCGAUUCCGUAAUGAAGAUGAAGACUGUGAACGCUGAUUAUAUUGGUUGUUUAAGUUUGAUAGAGGUUGACGUAACUCGUGUUGGUUUACUGAAGCCACGUGUCCAGGUUGCUACUUAUGAGUGUGACAGUUGCCAUAGUCACACCUACAAGGCUAUUCAAGGACCCAACUUUCUACCUAUCACUGACUGUGUCGACUGCAUCACGCGUAACAACACCAGGGGCACUCUUAAGUUCCAUCCCAGGCUGAGCAAAUUCGACAAGUACCAAGAGCUGCGUGUACAGGAGCCCCUAUACCAUCUUUCAGAGGGUGAACUGCCAAAAUCACUCAAGUGUGAGUUAUUUGGGGAGCUUACUCAAUCUGUGCGUCCUGGUGACUCUGUGCUUAUGUAUGGCAUACUGUUGCCAGUUGUACCCACCUCCCAUAACCCACAACGCCAUGCUUUAUUAGCGGAGAAGGUUUUCCGCGUUGUUUCUAUAGAGCACCAGAAGAAGGUUUUGGAUGCCAAUAAGAGCUCUGACUCUGAUUUGGCCAGGCGUAUUGAAGCAUUACGUCGUGACCCUGAUCUUUACGAGCGCUUAGCUUAUUCAAUCGCACCUGAGAUUUAUGGACAUGAGGACGUCAAAAAGGCACUGUUACUGCAAUUGAUCGGUGGUGUUACCCGUGAGAAGAAGGACGGUGGGAUAAUUCGUGGUUCUAUUCAUAUAUUGCUGCUUGGUGACCCUGGUGUGGCGAAGAGCCAGCUGUUGAAGAAAGUGUGUCUAAUAUCAUCACGUGGUGUGUAUACCACUGGAAAGGGUAGCAGCAGCACUGGUAUGACUGCUGCCAUUGUCAAGGACCCGCAGACUGGCGAAACUGCUCUUGAGGGUGGUGCGCUUGUUUUGGCAGAUUUGGGAUUAUGCUGUAUCGAUGAGUUUGAUAAGAUGGACGACUAUGACCGCUCUGCUAUAUACGAGGUCAUGGAACAGCAGACUGUAUCCAUAGCUAAGGCUGGGCACUGUACUACUAUGCCUGCAAGAUCUGCUGUACUAGCUGCUGCUAACCCGAUUAACGGCGUAUAUGACGUGCGAAAAACGGUAUUUCACAACAUGAAUCUGCCUGCUGCACUUCUUACACGUUUUGAUUUGCAAUUUCUCAUGCUCGAUCGUGUGGACCGUGGUAAAGACGCACAGUUGGCCGAACACGUCGUUAAUCUCGUUAAAGGGGUUUCCCAGGAGUUGACUCCUAAGUAUGCCGUGGUAGACAAGGAGUUGAUGCGAACAUACAUCAAGAUGGCUCAGGAGUUUGAGCCUACCAUGUCGCAGUCGAUUGUCGAAAAGGUAUCGGAAUGGUAUGUCAAUGUACGCCACCAAGAGUUGGAUAACGAGACGUAUAACGAUGAGCGCUUUACAUACACCACUCCACGUAGUAUGCUUGCUAUCUUACGCUUAUGCCAAGCUAUGGCACGUUUGCGCUUCAGCAAUACUGUUGAAAUGUCCGAUUUCGAGGAGGCUGUUAGGCUCAGCGAACAAAUGAAGAUUAGCCUUACAGAGGCUAGGAAUGACCGACUGUCACACAAAAGGCAGAGCGGCACUGCGCAGGUGAUGCACCUUUUGAGACGUCGUCGUGAUGAGCUUAAACAGCAGGCUGAUUGGGACGGUUGGAUGCCAAUACGUGAGCUUGAGCAGCAGGUACUAUCCACUGGUCUCAAGCACAAGGACCUUAAGGACGCAAUUGAAAAGUACUCUCGCAUGGCCGUCGUGCUCGUUGGUAAGGGCGAUACGCAUAUCGCCUUCCCCGAAGAUUUGGAGCAAUGAU
Babesia bovis T2Bo is the source of this 2300-nucleotide messenger RNA. Its product is annotated as minichromosome maintenance family protein. The record is from RefSeq and is a predicted model, not a curated record. Gene Ontology annotation, cellular component: MCM complex; nucleus. Gene Ontology annotation, molecular function: single-stranded DNA helicase activity; ATP binding; ATP hydrolysis activity. The transcript has 8 exons. Gene Ontology annotation, biological process: DNA replication initiation; double-strand break repair via break-induced replication; DNA strand elongation involved in DNA replication. Lineage: Eukaryota; Apicomplexa; Aconoidasida; Piroplasmida; Babesiidae. The coding region runs from base 2 to 2299 and encodes 765 amino acids.